UGUUAUUACUUUUCUCUAUGGUUGGUGACUUGUGUUUUGUUUGGGACUACUUGGGUCGAUUUUUCAUCGAGCGGCAUCGAUUUUAUUAGAAGUUAGAAGGAACCAUUAUUUUGCAUUAAUUGGGGAUUACUUCAACGUAUCUCCGAAAUUAUGUCUCAGAAUUCUGAAAAACCGUCUUCAAACCAAGAUGUUGCUGAUCCUACAGGCCCUACGGCCCGUAAAGGUGUACUCAUUUCUUUUAGGACUGGGAAAACCAUGGAAAUUCCUGAAAAAGACAUACUCGGUAGAUGCAGAUUUGUUGGUGAAUUUGAAAAAUUAAAUCGCAUUGGUGAAGGCACUUAUGGUAUUGUAUAUAGAGCCAAAGAUAAGUUGAAUGGCAGCAUAGUUGCUUUGAAGAAAGUCAGAAUGGACGUGGAGAAAGAUGGUUUGCCUCUAAGUGGCCUCCGAGAGAUACAAGUUCUCAUGGCUUGCAGGCAUGAGAACAUUGUGCAGUUAAAAGAAGUACUUGUUGGGCGCUCCUUAGAAAGUAUUUUCCUUUCUAUGGAGUAUUGUGAACAAGACUUGGCGUCACUUCUAGAUAACAUGUCUUCACCGUUUACGGAGUCUCAAGUCAAGUGCCUGAUGCUACAGGUCUUGAAAGGGUUAAAAUACUUACACUCCAACUUCAUCGUACACAGAGAUUUAAAAGUCUCUAACUUACUCUUAACUGACAAAGGAUGUGUUAAAAUCGCUGAUUUUGGCUUGGCGCGGUGGCUGGGAGCGCCCGCGCGCUGCGCUACACCGCGCGUGGUAACACUGUGGUACCGAGCACCCGAGUUGCUGCUGCAAGCGCCGCGACAAACGCCAGCCCUCGAUAUGUGGGCGGCGGGCUGUAUUCUGGGAGAGUUGCUGGCCAACAAGCCGUUGCUGCCUGGGAGAACUGAGAUCGAACAGUUGGAGCUUAUUGUUGAUUUACUCGGCACACCGUCUGAUGCCAUUUGGCCAGAGUUCAGUUCUCUGCCGGCGCUGCAGAAUUUUACUCUGAAGCAGCAACCAUAUAACAACUUGAAGCAGCGUUUCCCCUGGCUGUCGGCUGCAGGACUACGACUACUCAACUUCCUCUUCAUGUAUGACCCCAACAAGCGGGCCACAGCUGAAGAGUGUCUGCAGAGCUCUUACUUCAAGGAACAGCCGCUGCCAUGCGACCCUAAGCUGAUGCCAAGCUUCCCGCAACACCGCAACAUGAAGGGAACUCAGAAGAGCUCGUCCAACCAGCUAAACAUCCCUCUAUCCAACCUGAACACUGGCGCGAAUGAUCAAACCAACAAUUUGCCUGCCAUUUCAGAUCUCCUAGGGUCUCUAGUCAAGAAACGCCGCUUAGAAUAGAAUAAUUAUGUCAUUGUUAAAGUAGGGGUAAGUUUGAAAAUAUAACCACGACUUAUCAAAAAUAAA
Messenger RNA from Ostrinia nubilalis (European corn borer), 1431 nucleotides. RefSeq names its product cyclin-dependent kinase 10 (gene Cdc10). Gene Ontology annotation, cellular component: nucleus. Gene Ontology annotation, biological process: regulation of mitotic cell cycle; protein phosphorylation. The record is from RefSeq and is a predicted model, not a curated record. Gene Ontology annotation, molecular function: cyclin-dependent protein serine/threonine kinase activity; ATP binding. The coding region runs from base 151 to 1365 and encodes 404 amino acids. The transcript has 8 exons. NCBI's taxonomy places the organism in Eukaryota, Metazoa, Arthropoda, Insecta, Lepidoptera, Crambidae.